AUGGCUGCGCCGCGCCCGUCUCUCUUCACCCGCGGCCUGUCGGGCCUGUCGCAGAGCUCCGACCCCAACUCGCCCAGCGUGAGCUCGCCCGCCGAGUCGCGCGACGAUGCCAAGCGCAACUUCCUCAAGACCAUGCGCCCGCUGCCGACGCAGCACUACUGGCACGUCUACUUUGAUCGACAAGCCAAGGACCAGAAGAAGCCCGACGACGGCAGCUACCAGGCCGAGCUGGAGCAGCUCGGCACGCAGAUCGAGUCGGUGCAGGACUUUUGGCGGUACAACAACAACACCCCCGUCGAGCAGAUCAAGAUGCGCGAGUCCAUCUACCUCUUCAAGUCGGGCUUCCGCCCCGUCUGGGAGGACCGCCGCAACAUCAACGGCGGCAGCUGGACCUUCCGCAUGCCCAAGAGCAUCGGCCCGGACUUUUGGACCCGCGUGCAGCUGCUGGCCAUUGGAGAGAAGCUCGAGAGUGUGCUAGAUGAUGGCGACCAGCUCUGCGGCGUCGGCCUCUCGGUCCGCUUCAACUCGCACCUCAUCUCCAUCUGGCACCGCGAGAGCUCCAAGCAAAAGUCCGUCGACGGCCUCCUGCAGGCCGUCCUCGAGGAGAUCCCCGCCGAGCUGCGGCCCAAGCCCGAGAACUACUUUUACAAGAAGCACUCUGACCACGCCGGCUUCAAGGCCCCGCCCGAGCUGCAGGCCGUGCUGGACUCGCAGAAGAAGCGCGAGGCCAUGGCCGCUGCCGCUGCCGCCGCCGCGGCCAAGCAGGAGGUGGAUGGCAAGACCAAGACGGAGGAUGGUGGUGAGGCUGCGGGCGACGUGAAAGCUUGA
Thyridium curvatum is the source of this 828-nucleotide messenger RNA. RefSeq lists its product as uncharacterized. The transcript is spliced from 3 exons. The record is from RefSeq and is a predicted model, not a curated record. Lineage: Eukaryota; Fungi; Ascomycota; Sordariomycetes; Thyridiales; Thyridiaceae. Gene Ontology annotation, biological process: translational initiation. Gene Ontology annotation, molecular function: RNA 7-methylguanosine cap binding; translation initiation factor activity. The coding region runs from base 1 to 828 and encodes 275 amino acids. Gene Ontology annotation, cellular component: eukaryotic translation initiation factor 4F complex.